GUCACAGUUAAGCCUUUAAACAGCUGGACAAAAAAAAGAGGAACAAAUUACGGACCCGUUUCCAGAUAGCGUUUUCUAUCACGGCUUCACUGUAGCAGGAUUUGCUGAGAUCGUUUGGAACAAAAAGAGAAAACGCAAAAGCAGGUGUAGCGGCUGUUAUACGUUUGCCUCCAAAUUCCAAACAAAUAGAGGGAGAGAGAGAAGCUGUGUCCAUACGACAGUGGAGGAGGGACGAUCACAGGUACCCUAACCCUAAAACAAAACCAAUCGAAAGAUGCCGGAGAAGAAUAAGAAGAAGAGGUAUGAAUUUGAGUACUGCGUGGUUUGCAAGCUGAAUCACAACCAAGGCCCGAGCCACAAGUACAUACCGGGCCAUACCAAGUCCCUCUCUACCUUCCUCUCUCGGUUCCAGGACAAGCUCUCCGACGUCCGCUUCUUUCUCAAAAACCCUACCCCUCUCCGCCCCGAACUCGCCUCUCGCAAUCGCCUGUGGUGCUUCUUCUGCGACACCGACAUUGACGAGCUAGAUAGCUCCUUCGCUUGUAGUAAUGCAAUUAAUCACCUUGCAAGUGCUGAACAUCUGAAGAAUUUGAAGCAUUUUUUGUGGAAAUAUGGUGGAGGAAUGGAUCGACUUGAUACAUUUAGAAUAUCGGAAGAUGACCUUGCUAUGUGGGAGAAGAAGUGCAAAUCAUUGAAGAAUGAAGCUGUGCCCUGCGGGGAAAAAUCUCGAGGACCAACGUUUGGACCUUCAAAUGAUAUCCAUAAUGAACUGAAAUAUGGAAUUAUAGAUACUUUUGAAAAUAAUAGUAAUUCAAGUUUUUCAAAUGGUGUUAUGCCUUUACUAUAUCAUACAAAUGAGCAUCAGGUAUCCCAUUCAGGACCCCCUCAAGUUACAAAUGUUGGCUGCUUUCCUCAAGACGUGGCUACCUCUUCUUUACAUGGGGAAACAUGUUCUGGUAUAUAUUCCAUAAAUUCAAAAGGUUUAACCGUUAGCAGCAGUACCCAACAUUCUUUUAUUUCUAAUGGUAGAAAGUGCUCAGCUGAUGGUUAUUUCAGUAAUGAAAGGAUGAGCGAGGUGUAUCAGCAUGAAAGAAUGACAAAAGGACUGAGCAGUUCUCCGGGUUUUCAGAAUCUCACACAAAUAACUUCCACGUGUUCUAAAGAGGCUAGUGGAAAUGUGCAUUCUGGGGCACCUCCUCCUUGGCUUGAAGCAGAUGAAGAAAUUCAGUUUACUGUUCCACCGAAACCAGCUUCAGGUACCCGUAUCUCUCUGUCAAAUAAGUCGGGGAAGUCCAAGAAAUUGAACCCAAAACGAGUGGGAGCAGCUUGGGCAGAAAGAAGAAAGAGGGAGAUGGAGAUGGAGAAAAGAGGGGAGAUUGUCAAGAGUGACUGUGAUGCUAAUUGGCUCCCUAAUUUUGGUAGAGUGUGGCAAUCUGGUAGCCGAAAAGAGUCCAGAAAAGAAUUUGAGUUGGAGAAACAAAAAUUACCUAAGGUUGAAAGUGAAUUUGAGAUGCCAAUUAAGAUACAGCCUUACGUCAGCAAACGGAUGCGAACAAAUGAGAGUGAAUGAUUGUGCCAUGAUGGUUAUGCAAGUUGAUGAUAGCUCUGAUGACAGACAUGUUGGGAGAACCACUGUAUAUAUCUUCAGCUCCCUUGAGUUUGAAGUAGAGAUCAAAUUGAGCUGGAACUUUUAAGGAAGCCAGGAAGCAAACAUGUGAAACUCUGCCCAAAAUUGGAUGAUCAGUUUUUAGGCUGGUGUACAAAAUAGAGUUGUAAGUUCAAAUGAUCAUGGCACUCAAAUGUAUUCAACUUGAAUUUUUCUCCAUCAAAUAUAUUCAACUUGAAACUUUAUCAUCAUA
Messenger RNA from Prunus dulcis (almond), 1859 nucleotides. RefSeq names its product TITAN-like protein. Lineage: Eukaryota; Viridiplantae; Streptophyta; Magnoliopsida; Rosales; Rosaceae. The transcript has 7 exons. The record is from RefSeq and is a predicted model, not a curated record. Bases 275 to 1570 code for a protein of 431 amino acids.